UUAAACACCACGCAUGGCGCUCGCACACCUCGACUCUUCAACUCAACCUGACAACAAGCUGUGGGAAUAAAAGCUGAAUAAAGAGCAGCGUUCAGCAAAACACGACCUCCUGGAAAAGCCAAUUACUUCCUCUGCACCUGAAGAGCUGCAGGAUUUGGACUCAGACAGAUUUUAUCUGUUUCCUGAGGGAACUUCAUCGAACCGGCGGAAGUACCAACUCUGUGCAGUAAAUCCACUUUAUAAUCUUACCUUAUAGUCUUUCGCGGGACUUUUCUGAGCGGUCCAUGACAAUGCCUGUGGUCAAAGUGGAGAAAGACUCUUCAGCAGACAACACCUCGUCCGCCUCCAACCCUCCGCCGCAGACGGAGGAGCAGCCCAGAGGUCGGAGGAGGAAGAGACCUCUCCAGCGAGGGAAACCCCCUUACAGCUACAUCGCUCUCAUUUCCAUGGCCAUAGCUAACUCCCCUGACCGCAAGCUGACUUUGGGAGGCAUCUACAAAUUCAUCACAGAGCGCUUCCCCUUCUACAGAGACAAUUCAAAGAAAUGGCAGAACUCAAUCCGGCAUAAUUUGACUCUCAAUGAUUGCUUUAUCAAGAUCCCUCGAGAGCCGGGGCGACCGGGGAAGGGCAACUACUGGGCUUUGGACCCAAACGCAGAGGACAUGUUUGAAAGCGGCAGCUUCCUGAGGCGCAGGAAGAGGUUUAAGCGCUGUGACUUCAGCACUUACACCUCGUAUGUCCACGAGGCCCCGGUUUUCUCUCCUGUCCAGAUUGCCAGAUCAGCUGCAUACGCCAACUCCGUCUACCCCAACAUGACGGUCAGCCCGACCUACGGGCAGCAGCUGCCCUCUGCCUACUACCCCUCUUCAUCUCCUCCUGGCUUUGGACCAGGUCAGACCCGCAUGUUCAGCAUCAAUAACCUCAUAGGGCACCCGAGUCCAGCCAGCAUGCUGGGAGGUCAGGGUCCAGAUGUGAUGCAGCAGCCCAACCGGAGCUUCAGUCCUGAGGGGCAUCCAAACGGAUCCAGUCCCUGCAGCCUGGGGGCUUUCCAGAGCCAAGCAUGCGGAGGGGCAGUAUCAUCCCGCUCCACGCAUCCCGGGUUCGCGUACUCAGGGCCGAACGGCCACCCACACCACCAUACACACCAGGGUUCGUAUGGACAGGGCCACACCCAGGGGUACGCAGUGACAGGACGCCUCCAUUCCUCAGCCCACGGGUCCGCAGAGUCCAUGGACCAUUACGGCAGGGUCUCCCCAGUGCAGCUGGGCUCUUUCUCCCAGUAUAGCAGUGCCGCAGGUCCCAUCUCCAACACUGGGGGUUACCUGAGACACCCCACGUACCCGGGGAACAUGGACAGGUUUGUGUCUGCCAUCUGAGCUGCUGAGAACCGAGAUCCGAGCAUCUCGCCACCUUCACGGAACAUCAGAGACUUGAGACGGCGCCAAGUGAGCCAAACACGACUGUUUUUCAUUUAUCAAAGACAAAAGUAGACAGACUGAUUAAAAACGCCUUUCCUGACACAACUGUGACCACAUUAACCCCACAACCCGUCUCCCACAUGGAUGGUAAUUCACUUUGAGAUACACGCUGUAAAUUUGGAUUCAAUGUCGAGGCCUCAUCGCAGGAUGUGAGGGUGUAAAAUUCAUCCGAUGCCGUGUGCGGUUGCAAGCUUUUUCUUUUUGUGAUGGAUUGAAUGUGCAAGUUUAAUAUUUACAUUACUGGUGAGUUUAAGUGACAGACUUUGAAAUGUUAGAAUAAAUUAUUGUGCUUCAUGGUCAUAGGCUUUGCAAUAAGUGGCUUGUAUGAAGAACGUCAGCUUUAGUAUAUUUGCAUGUAUUUUGUUGCCAAAUGAAAAUGCAUAUGAGGUUGCCUUUUUGGAAAUAAACAGAAUUUUGUUCUUCAAGAAUAAAAUAUAAUUUUUUUUGAUGAA
Chelmon rostratus (copperband butterflyfish) is the source of this 1930-nucleotide messenger RNA. RefSeq names its product forkhead box E1 (gene foxe1). The transcript has 2 exons. NCBI's taxonomy places the organism in Eukaryota, Metazoa, Chordata, Actinopteri, Chaetodontiformes, Chaetodontidae. Gene Ontology annotation, biological process: anatomical structure morphogenesis; cell differentiation; regulation of transcription by RNA polymerase II. The record is from RefSeq and is a predicted model, not a curated record. Gene Ontology annotation, molecular function: RNA polymerase II cis-regulatory region sequence-specific DNA binding; DNA-binding transcription factor activity, RNA polymerase II-specific. Bases 285 to 1376 code for a protein of 363 amino acids.